Molecule: messenger RNA, 3390 nt
Organism: Mangifera indica (mango)
Lineage: Eukaryota; Viridiplantae; Streptophyta; Magnoliopsida; Sapindales; Anacardiaceae
Exons: 5
Coding region: 238-3120 (960 amino acids)
Source: RefSeq, a predicted model, not a curated record
UUAUCCUUAAAACAUCGUAAUUAAAUGUAAAUCCCCCUAAAUUUUGCGGGUUCUAAGUGCCGUAUUUGUUCUUGAGAUGAAAAUAGUUUGCACGCUUAUCCCUAAAGCAAACCGAAGAAAAGGCAAAACCUGAGUUUGUGCUUGUGCCAACUCUUUGUUGUAGAUUUGGUGUCAUUCUUCUCCAUCGAAUCACUUAUCUUAAGGUUUUAUUUGUGGGGUUUAUCUAAAAUUGAUCUGAUGAUGGGUUUUGGUUCCUCUUUCUCCUCAUCGUCUAAUUUAUCUGCUUCAGCUCAACCCUUCACAGUUGAUCGUUCUGUAUCGAAACCCCUUGUGGAUUUGAGUGAACCACCUUUGAAUUGGCUUAAUACUCACCCUUUGUCUUUUGAUUCCUCUAUUAAAACUAGUAAUUUUGUCGAAGCCAAGCCUUAUUAUCCCUCUUUUAUAUCGCCCACCUAUGAUGACUACACUCAAUCCUUGACUAGCUUGUGGGACGGAUCAAACGCUUGGAAUUAUCCCAAAAACGAUAUCAACGUCUCUGAUUUUCCCGUUCACAAGGAUCAUAUGGAUGCAGUAGCACAUUCACCCAAGGUCCUACACCUGUGUGAAGAGAAAUCUCAGAUGCUUGGCUUUGACAAACUGGGAUCUUGUAAAAUUGAUGGAUUUGAUUAUAAAUCCUUCUCAGGGCAAAAUACCGAGUUCAUGCCUGUUGAGUAUUCAAGCAAAUCAUAUGUUGGACCCAGUUCAGUAUUCCCUGAAACCUAUUCUCUGGCAUCAUAUGAGAAAGUUAUUAAUCCAAAUGAUAUUACAUCAGUCAGGAAAUCUUCCCCUGGGCUUGUCAUUAGAGCACCAAAUACAACUUCAUUUAACAAUCAAGGAAUUGGCAGCCUUGAUCUCACUAUGGACUUUGCUGCAAAUAGUAAUUUAUUUGAAGGCAAAGUUCAUGUGGAUUCUAGUAAAGGAAACUGUAACCUAGAAGGGGAUAAUCUUAGUUUUUUGGAAUUAUCCACAGAAAAGAAAGAAAAGCUGUUGAGCAACAUAAGUGUGACUAAGGAUCCCUUCAGGACAAAUUCUGGACUUCAGGUCACUCAUAGUAGUCCAAGUGGUAAUGAAUCCUUGAAUUGUUUUGAGAAUUCUUCUGAUAGUUUAGAUCAUUUUAAUCAUGCUGUGGAUUCACCCUGCUGGAAAGGAGUUCCAAUUUCUCAUUAUUCUGCACUUGAAACCUGUGGGUCUGCCCCUCCACAACUUACAAAGACAAUAGAAGCAUGCAGUGGCUCCAAUCUUACUGGGCCAACCAAUAACACUAUAAAGUUUCAGAAACCAAGUGAAUUUCCAGUGCCUUCUCCAGAAAGAAUUUCUGUUGCUAAAAUGUUAAUUCAGGAAUUUGGAUCACUUGGUGAUGUGAAAGAAGGAUCCUACCCUCUGAAAUCAAGCUAUGGCCAUGGGUUUCAGCUUUCCGAUGAUAUUGAAGAAUCAAGAAAAGAAUAUGCUCUCUCCAAGAAGUCAUUCUAUGGGUUAAAUUUGAAACCUUUCCAUUCCACACAACAAAGUCUUGAGGAAGGUAAAUUGACUUCAGAAAGAAAGUGCAAAUCAGGCACUGGUGUUGCAGAUGUUGGGAUGAAUACUAGUGAUUUCUCAGAAGGUUGUUCAUUACAUGUGCCAUUCCAUGCUACAGAGCAUGUCUUGAGUUCACCUCCUGCUGUAGAAGCUGCCCCCUCUGAGCCUAGUAAAAUGUGUGGCAAAGAAUUAGCUCCUAAGAUUUGUGUCCAGACAUUGAUUAAUACAAUGCAGAACCUAUCAGAAUUGCUUCUAUCUUAUUGUUCAAAUGAAGCAUGUGAAUUGAAGAGCCAAGAACUUUCUGUCCUUAAGAAUGUGAUCAACAACCUUGAUAAAUGUAUAUUAAAAAAUUUUGGAACUGUGGUCCCAUCACAAGAAUCUUUGUUUCCAGAGAAAACUUCUGAAUUUCUCAGGGAGUUGCCUAAGCUUCAUAAGGGAGUGACCAUGAGUAAACCUCAGGUGACCAGGGCAGCAGCUGUUACUGAUCUGAAUCGCCAUCAUUAUCAGCAUGCCCAGGAGGGAAGGAAGCACUAUAUUGCAUCUGAUAAGUUAGAUGAUAAUCUUUGGAAUUUUGCUUCUUCGACGGAUGUUGUAGAUAGAGAGAAAGAUCGUAACAUGACGCAGGCAAUAAAGAAGAUUCUUAGUGAGAGUUUUUCUGAAGAGGAAGAAGCACAACCACAAAUACUCUUAUAUAAGAAUCUGUGGCUGGAGGCUGAAGCAGCAUUGUGUUCUGUCAAUUAUAAGGCUCGCUUUAAUCAAAUGAAGAUUGAGAUGGAGAAAUGCAAGUCUUUUAAAUCGAAAGAUUUGUCUGAAAACACUACAGUUGCUUCAGAAGUAUCAAAAAAUAAUGCAGGGGUGGAGAAAAUAUCAUGUUCCUUUUCUCCUGAUAUAAACAUGUCUGAUGAAUUGAAGCCUGAGGUUAAUGAUGAUUCAAUUCAGGAUGUUCCUGUUACCGCACCUCUGAUUGUAACCACAGGCGAUCAUCCUCAUGAUGUCAUGGCCAGAUUUAAUAUUCUGAAAUGCAUAGUGGAAAGUGCAAACAAUACAACAGCUAUAGAUGCAUCUAAGCUAUCAAGCUCCCAAGUUUCUUAUGAUCUGAAUGAGUAUGACAGAAUGGCACCUGCAGCUAAGGAUGAUCAAACCCCUGACCUGUCAUCCUGGGGUUUGCCUGUCUUGAGCCCAACAAUUCUUCAUGAUAAUCCUGAGGCUUCCAUCAUGGCUAGAUUCCAGAUCCUCAAAAACCGUGUUGAUAAUACAGUUUGUGCAAAUACAGAUGGUGUACUCCCACAAACUUUCAAUCUUGAUUUUGCAGGAGUGAAAAAGCAUGAGCCAGCUGAGGAUGAAGUUUUGGACAGGAAUAUGGAACCUAUCUCGUUGCAUAACUUUUCUAGCCAUGUUGAAGACAAGUUAACAACGGAGUUCUGUCUACAUGUUAAGGAUGAUCCUGUGAUCCACGUUCACAGGACGGACAGGUUGGGAAAUCAACUUCCUGGUUCUCCUUAUGAUAGUUCAUCAUCGGAUUGGGAACAUGUGUCGAAGGAAGAGUUGCCAGGGCAGAAUUGUUGAAGCCUGCAGUGGACAUUGGUUACUACUACUUCAAGGGUCAAGUCUCUAUCAGAAGUAUAGAAAGGAUCUUUGCUUUCCUUGAAUCUACUGCUCUGUGUGUCUCUUGCAUACUAGUUCUGGUUCUGAACUUACGACUAUCACUUGUGAUAACUGAACAUAAAAGUGUGUGGCCUUAAGUAGACUUUUUAUAGACAAUUGAACAUAUAAAUGGAGCUACUUGAUCAUAUUAUCAACUUAAUCCCUAUAAAAUUCAGUUUUUUUUCUUUUUUA